Molecule: messenger RNA, 816 nt
Organism: Girardinichthys multiradiatus
Lineage: Eukaryota; Metazoa; Chordata; Actinopteri; Cyprinodontiformes; Goodeidae
Gene: psmb2
Product: proteasome 20S subunit beta 2
Exons: 6
Coding region: 126-725 (199 amino acids)
Biological process (GO): proteasomal protein catabolic process
Cellular component (GO): cytosol; proteasome core complex; nucleus
Molecular function (GO): peptidase activity
Source: RefSeq, a predicted model, not a curated record
UGACGUGUUCAGCCUGCGACGGGUAUGCUCCAACUUUUGCUGUGUAAUCCGAACAGGUGAAGCUCCAACGCGGUUUCGACGUCUCCGUUUCCCCACAAUAAUCCACAUUUUGCUUUUUGGACAACAUGGAAUAUUUAAUCGGGAUUCAGGGGCCGGAUUAUGUGCUCGUCGCUGCUGAUAAUGUUGCUGCCAGCAGCAUCAUUCAGAUGAAACACGACUACGACAAGAUGUUCAAGCUGAGUGAGAAGAUUCUUCUGCUGUGCGUGGGAGAGGCAGGAGACACGGUGCAGUUUGCCGAGUACAUCCAGAAGAACGUUCAGCUCUACAAAAUGAGGAACGGUUAUGAACUGAGUCCGUCAGCAGCAGCUAACUUCACACGGAAGAACCUUGCAGACUAUCUACGGAGCAGGACUCCAUACCACGUCAACCUGCUGCUGGCAGGCUACGACGAAUCCGACGGUCCCGGCCUCUUCUACAUGGACUACAUGGCCUCCCUGGCCAAGGCCCCCUUCGCCGCCCAUGGAUACGGAGCCUUCCUCACUCUGUCCAUCAUGGACAGAUACUACAGACCAGAUCUGACCCGAGACGAAGCCAUGGACCUGCUGAAGAAGUGCAUCGAAGAGCUGAACCGACGCUUCAUUCUGAACCUGCCCUCCUUUAACGUCCGUCUGAUCGACAAGGACGGCGUCCAUGACUUGCAGAAGAUCACCCUCGGUACCAAGUGACCGCUCCCCCACAACCAGCCCUCCCUCUCCAGUUUUUGUACCGAUGACCUUUGUUCUGUUUCUGUUCCAAUAAAAAAUCACCCCCAGUAGA